AUGGUGCGCAUCGGCAUGGAAAAGCCAGCAGAAGCAGUAGCAGCAGCACCCCACCCAACCUUCGGCGUUGUUACCUCUAGGCAGGAAGUGUUAACCUAUUACAAUACCGCCCGCCCUGUCGCUGGGGAGAAGGAACGGUUCGGCGUCGACGUCUCGGAGAUUUCCCAGCACGAACUUCUUUUUCUUCGAAUCCCAACCCCCGUCGAUUUUCCGUACGGAUACUUUGUACGUAUACACUAUCCCCAAUCACAAACACACGGCGAGCAUAGAGUCUAA
Morchella importuna is the source of this 276-nucleotide messenger RNA. RefSeq lists its product as uncharacterized. The transcript has 3 exons. Bases 1 to 276 code for a protein of 91 amino acids. The record is from RefSeq and is a predicted model, not a curated record. NCBI's taxonomy places the organism in Eukaryota, Fungi, Ascomycota, Pezizomycetes, Pezizales, Morchellaceae.